This is a messenger RNA of Penicillium griseofulvum, 1098 nucleotides long. RefSeq names its product cytochrome b5-like heme/steroid binding domain-containing protein. The transcript has a single exon. The record is from RefSeq and is a predicted model, not a curated record. Lineage: Eukaryota; Fungi; Ascomycota; Eurotiomycetes; Eurotiales; Aspergillaceae. Bases 1 to 1098 code for a protein of 365 amino acids.
AUGGGCUGGGUAGGUGCGGGCGUGCUUAUCGCAACAGCAGCCUACUUUCUCUACCGCUACCCCCCUCGCAGCUGGGCCGAGCCUCGUUCUUUUGCCCCUCCGGAACCCACCCCCGACGCGCCAGUUGCCGCUGCCACCGCAGACGAUACUGUGCCGCGGAAGCAUGGCUCAGGGGUCACAACACCAUCGAUAGAGACAAAGGAGGAGGAGGAUGAUUCCCAGAGUACACCCAAGGCUGCGGCUUCGAGCGCACCACCUCCUGUCCUUGCAGUCCCUACGUUCAGCCUGGAGAGCGGCGAGCGCGAGACGUCGCAACCCGCCCUGGUACCAUCCAGUUCGCAACCCAUAAAUGGGACAGCAAAGCAAGCGCCGUCGACAAACCGUGAUAAUGCAGCACCAAAGUUCCAACCGCCACCGCAGCCAUCUCUCGCGCCGCCUCCAAAACCACAACCAUCAUCUCUACCUCCGAAGGCAACAACUACCGGCGCCUCUUCCCUAAUGCCUCCACCCCCAGUGCCACGGCUCCGAUCAACACCUCAAACGAACCGCCUUGCCCCCACAAGCUCGCUCCAACCCCCGCGACUCAGCGGCAACUCCCUUCGGCCUCCACCAUCAGCCGCCGCCGCUCAACGCGGCCUUGCCCCAACGAACAGCGGCAGCCGUCUGAGCAAUAGCACCCUCGCCCCGACACAAGUAUCUCUGAAGAAGUCCUCGGGUAAGGUGGUUCUUGAACCUGGAUUCUCACCCCUUGACUGGGCAGCACGGGCAGCGAACCCGAAGAACAACCUCCGCGGCGAAGGCCUUCCCCCAGGCCUGUUGCGGGUCACGCCGUCAAUGCUGAAGGAGCAGCAUGGCCGCAAGGGUCGGGAUGCCUGGACUUCAUACCACGGAAAGGUGUACAACAUCUCGCCCUACGCCCCUUACCAUCCAGGUGGAAAGGGUGAGCUCCUCCGUGGCGCGGGGAAGGACUCUGCACAGCUGUUCCAGGAGAUCCAUCCGUGGGUCAACUGGGAGGGGAUCCUCGGCGAGUGUCUAGUCGGAAUUCUAGUUUCGGAGCAUGAUACUCAGGCCGAGAAUGCUUUGGAUGCGAUGGACUAA